Molecule: messenger RNA, 2283 nt
Organism: Eucalyptus grandis
Lineage: Eukaryota; Viridiplantae; Streptophyta; Magnoliopsida; Myrtales; Myrtaceae
Product: protein TOPLESS-like
Exons: 15
Coding region: 1-2283 (760 amino acids)
Biological process (GO): regulation of DNA-templated transcription
Molecular function (GO): protein binding
Source: RefSeq, a predicted model, not a curated record
AUGGUAUUGCCUGAUACGCCUGGAAUGCCUCAUCUUGGUGCCCAUCUGAUCUUGAUUAUCUUACAGUUCUUGAAAGAGCGCGGCUACAAAGAAGCUGCACAUGAGUUGGAGCGGGAAUCGGGUGCGUAUUUUGACUGGGAUUAUAUGGAGGAGCUUAUACUGGAAGGGAGGUUGGAAGAGGCAGAAAAGUACCUUUCUGGUUUUACUCAGCUGGAGGACAACAGAUUCUCAAUGAAGAUCUAUUUCGAAUUGAGAAAACAAAAGUACCUCGAAGCUUUGGACAGCAAUGAUGUCCCAAAGGCAAUGAAUAUACUCAGGAGCGAUCUAAAAGUUUUCAAGGCAAAUAAAGAAUUAUUCGAGGAAUUGACUGAACUCGUGGCGUUGGAUAAUAUACGGAAAAACAACAAACUUGCCUUGUACUCUACAGAGGAUGCGAGAAGUGCAAUAAGGUGGGAAAUAAAGAAGGAUAUUGAGCUAAAUCCUGCUCUGCAGGGAAAACUUAUUUUACCUGGAUUCGAGCCAUGUAGGUUGGGGUACAUUAUAAACCAGAGCUUGAAUUGGCAGCAUUCCCAUUGUACGUAUCCAGUACCAAAUCCUGUGAUACAUACGAUUUUGGCAGACCACUGUUGCCAACCUCCUAAAAGUCCGGUUGUCCCACCAGCAGAUGAUGCUUUGGCAGUAACAUCAACGGAUGCUCAUCCUGCUCUAAGCCAGCAACCAGCAUCAGAGGUCCUUGAUGACCUACCCAUGAAAGUUAUCCAGACAUUGAAGGAGGAAUUGUACCCGACAGACAUCGAUUUUAGUCCCAUUCAGCAGACAUACCUUUUAGUUGGUACUGGAAAUGGAGAUAUCGGGAUAUGGGAAGUUGGUUCUGGCGUGAAACUGUUCUCUGACAACUUUAAGGUCUGGAAUAUGGAAGCAUGCUCUACCAAGUUCAAGGAAGCUAUGAUUGGAGAUUCAAGUAUUUCUAUAACUCGUGUAAAUUGGAGUCCAGAUGGUUUAUUGUUUGGCGCUGCAUAUUCGACACACUUGGUUCAGAUAUAUGUUUUUGGCUGUGGCAAUAAUGUUAAGCCACAACUGGAGAUUGAAGCUCAUGAUGGCCGUGUGAAUGAUCUGGCAUUUUCUGCCACCAACAAGCGGCAGUCUCUCAUAACAUGCGGCAAUGACAGGACUGUCAAGGUUUGGGAUGUGAUGGAUGGAGUCAAGCGUUUUACUUUUGAAGGUCAUAAUGCCCCUGUUUAUUCUAUCCGCCCACAGAUGAAGUCAGGCAUUGAAUUUAUCUUCUCAACAUCUGUGGAUGGCAAGAUAAGGGCAUGGCUAUAUGAUGAUUUUGGGGCCAGAUUUAAUCACAAUGCACCUGGCCGUGCAUGCAUGGUUAUGGCUUAUAGUAAUGAUAACAGGAGGCUUUUCUCUUGCGGGUCGAAUAAUGAUGGAGAGUCAUUCCUCGUUGAGUGGGAUGAAAGUGAAGGUUCCGUAAAAAGAACCUAUCAAGGGUUGGGGAAAUGUUCUUUGGACAUUGCACACUUCCAUACAGCCAAGAGCUUGUUAGCAGCCGGUGAUGACCAUAUGAUCAAAUUCUGGAACAUGGACAAUGUCAAGCUUUUGGCAACUACUGAUGCGGAAGGCAGCCUGCCAGCAAGGCCUCGCAUCCGCUUCAACAAGGAGGGAAGUCUACUGGCUGUCAUUGCAGAUGGAAACACUAUAAAGAUUCUGGGCCCUAAUAAGGCUUCUCAAUUGCUCAAAACAAGCAAAAGUGGCUCUCUUAUUGCCGCUAGUGUUGCUUCAGAAUCUCCAAUGAUGAGGCACAUUGAGCUUUCUCUGCAUAAUUUUGUGCGGAUCGCCAACUUUGCUUCACCACCGUCGGUCUCCCUUUCUCAAGCUGCAAUUUCCAAGAGUGUCUAUGAGAGAGCCACAAAGAGAUCUCUUUUUUCUAGGGAAAAACUCAUCGACGCUAGCAUCACAGUUUUCUUUCCUCCUUCUUCCUUCUCCCUUAUCCGCAUAACUCCACCAUCGCCAUCUGCGCUUGCACAUGUCCUUCACCAAACAUCAUCAUACCGUGAACCCUCGUGCACCUUCGCCCUCCUCGCUGCCGUGGUUGACCCGCCGUCCACCUCCACUAUCUCGCACUGCCCGCCCUUCUCUCUGUCUCUCUACAACUCUUACUUUAGGCAGCGCGGCCUCGGACUCCGAUGUGCGGCCACGGCUACCUCAGGCUGCGGCGGUCAUGACCUCAAACCUGAGGCCAUGCUGCCUCAGAUCUCAGGACGCAUGGCGCUGACCUAG